Molecule: messenger RNA, 3299 nt
Organism: Harpegnathos saltator (Jerdon's jumping ant)
Lineage: Eukaryota; Metazoa; Arthropoda; Insecta; Hymenoptera; Formicidae
Product: E3 ubiquitin-protein ligase AMFR
Exons: 8
Coding region: 779-2578 (599 amino acids)
Biological process (GO): protein K48-linked ubiquitination; ubiquitin-dependent protein catabolic process; endoplasmic reticulum unfolded protein response
Cellular component (GO): cytosol; endoplasmic reticulum; ubiquitin ligase complex
Molecular function (GO): ubiquitin binding; ubiquitin protein ligase activity
Source: RefSeq, a predicted model, not a curated record
CCAGCUAUUACCGAACGAUGUCGGCCGCGAUAUCUCUCGCAGUUGUAAUCGAAUCGCGAGAUGUCGUAUUGUCGCGGUGAAUCUGUCGCGGGUGUAUUUAUGACAAUGUAAGAUUAUUCCUUUCCUGCACGUAAGCGCUGAUCGAUGCGGUGCGUCCGUAUUGCGUCAGGCUCCGGAGAGCCUGUAUCGAGAUUUCGCGACACGUUUACGAUGUAGACGUACGUGAGUACAAAUCGUGAACGAGAAGCUGUGCGACGAGAAGACAGACCGCGGAAGCCAUACUCUGUCUCUUUCUUUUUCUCUCACCCAGCUCUCUUUCACUAUCUAUCCAAUUACCUAACUGUCCAUCCACCUAAACCCACCUACUUCCACCAACCAACCUACCUACUUACCUACCUGCCUACCUACCUACUUAUCCACCUGUCUACCUAUCCCCUAUCUGCCUACCAAUCUACCCCCGAUUCGUUUUACUCCUUCCUUUCUUCACCUGUUUCUUUCCUUUUUUUCCCCUGUAACUCCAGUCUCCUGCUUCAUUUCGCUACGCUCAAACCGGUGUUUUCUUCUUUUGUGCGUUGUUUCGUGUAACCACCGCCGACGUGAACGGAUUAUAUCCAAAGUACUAGUGACAGUGACGGUUGCAUGUAGUUAAGACAAACGGUAACGUCAACGAUGUUGAUUAUAUAGUUCCGGCAGGAGACAAGGUUUUAUCCAGCCUCAGUUACGGAAAAUUCAGGAAGUACUUCAACGAGAUCAGAGAGACUCCAAGAUCCUCCCAAAUAUGCCGAUGGAAUUUUUGGAACGAUUUCCGAUCCCCAGCCUACGAAUGUACACCACCAUAAGCUUCGCCGUACUCUCCUGCUCCAUAUACUAUGCCGUACAGAUAAUCAAGGAUCCCGCUUGGAGGACAAAUCACAUAUAUAUCGACGUAGGUGUUAACACUAUCACCCGAGAUGACGCGGCCGAUCCAAGGAGCUUCGGCACAUAUCUGAAAGAACUCCUAGAAUGUAUGAUAGAUGAACCUGUCUGUAUAUGGACUUUGAUCAAUAUGGUUCAUUGUGUAUUGAAUCUCCUUUCUAAGUUCAUUCAGAAACUGGUAUUUGGAGAGCUACGUGUCUCAGAGAGACAACAUCUGAAGGACAAAUUCUGGAAUUUUAUCUUUUAUAAAUUCAUCUUUGUUUUUGGCGUUUUGAACGUCCAAUAUAUGGACGAGGUUUUGCUUUGGUGGGCAUGGUUCACAGCACUUGGCUUCCUGAACCUUUUCAGCCAAUUAUGCAAGGAUCGAUUCGAAUAUCUAUCUUUCUCACCCACUACACCGGGAUGGAGUCACGCGCGUCUUCUUGGCUUACUGGCGGCGAUUUUUGCGCUAUCUUCCUUCAUGUUUCUAUUUUGCAUCGCCGCAGCCUUUUUCUUCAUUUCCUUCAACACCUUCGUUUUCAUGGUAUCUGAGUACAUUCUGCUGACAGUGCGUACUGCACACGUGAUAAUACGCUAUAUGAUUCAUCUGUAUGACACACGUGGUGCCGGCACAUCGACGCAGCGUUCCUGGGACAAACGCGGUCCCUUGACCUAUUACACGGAACUGAUUUCGGAAUUAACCGUAUUGGCAGUUGACUCUCUUCAUCAUGUUCACAUGCUCUUGUGGAGCAAUAUUUUCCUGAGCAUGGCGUCAUUAGUGAUCUGCAUGCAAUUGAGAUAUCUGUUCUACGAGAUACAGCGUAGGAUCACCAAACAUAGGAACUACCUGGCCGUGUUAAAUCACAUGGAGCAGAAUUACCCCAUGGCGUCGCAGGAUGAGUUAGUGGACAAUUCUGACUAUUGCGCGAUAUGUUGGGAAAAAAUGGACAGUGCACGUAAGCUACCCUGCACUCAUCUGUUCCAUAAUUCAUGUUUACAGUCUUGGCUAGAACAGGACACAUCGUGUCCCACUUGUCGAUUACCUUUGAGUAUGCAAGCGAAUCACCGAGAGAACUCUCUGGAGAUGCCACCAGAAUCGCAGGCACUCGCAAGAAGAAACGACAAUCACUUCUUUCACUUUGACGGAUCGAGAUAUGUGUCUUGGUUGCCGAGCUUCUCUGUUGAGGUCUCGCAUAGCAGAUUGCGCAGCAACAUCUCUUCAUUGACACACACUAACUCUCAAAUGGAUGCUAUGGCGAGACAGGUGCAACAACUUUUCCCUCAUUAUCCUGGCAACGUGAUCCUAGAGGAUCUUAGAAUGACUCGGUCGAUCGAGUGGACAGUUGAAAAUAUAUUAGAUGGGAUAUUAACUGUACCACAUCAUUUAAUCGAGGAACCACAAGCGGAAUCCGUCCUAGCGCAAAUGACUAUAAGCAUCAUGCCCAGUUCUUCAAUCCAAAAUUCGUCAGACCCUAGACUCGAUAUUCCAUUUGCUGACAGUGGAGAGGAACUUUCGAGUCUCGGUGGACGCUUCUCGAAGUCAUCCGCUGAGAGAGAAGUUAUACUUCAACGACGUAAAGAGCAUAUGCAAUUGACAGCGCGCAGAAGAUAUUUAGAGAAGCAUCGAAAAUCCGAGAACGACGAGGCUGUAAACAGCUCGAAAAUGGUAAUAAAUCGAAGUUAAAAUUUGAGAGAUUAGGUGUAUGUGACAAUUUUACUAAGAGAAUAUCAAGGGGUUGUGAACAAGACGAGACGAGAUGUACUCACGAACGGCAGUUAGCAUUGAACCAACCACUCGAUGGCAUUGAAUAAGUAAUAGCAGUGACAGCUACGAGUCGAUUAAAUUGUAGUGGAGGAUGGAAAGUUAGUAUUUUUACGUAAUUUUACUUAAAUAUACCGGAGAUAAAACUCACGUGUAAUAACGUGUAAUAUAUAUGUGUUUCAGGAAAAUAAAUUAUUUGAAUUGUUAUUACAGUUAUACAGUUCAACUUUGUUAGAUUUCGAUCGAAAUUUACAAAUUAUAUCGUUCGAGUUUUCAACGAGCUAAAACUUUUUCCUUUGGAACAUUUUGCAAUUACAUGGAAAUAGUUUUCCUCGUAAAUAUAUGCGCUUGAUUAAAAAAAAUAUCGAAGUACGAAAAUAAUUCAUAUUAUACUUAUUGCUUCCUUUUUAUAAAUUAAUUGCAUAUACUUAUCUAUUAUUCUAUUUCAAUAAUAUAUAAACUGAAAGCAGAGGAUCACUCUUGAGUGGAUAAAACGCUUAUAAGAGAGAAAAAAGAGAGAGAAAAAUGUUAUAAAAAGAAUUAAUAUUUUCGUAUUAAAUCUCUUCUUAUAUAACAUCUUACAUAUAAUUUGUCGAACAAACGUAAAACAUUUGUAAAUAAAUUGGAAGUUUGCUUACAAUAA